GAGAGGAUAAAUUGGCUUGCAAGAAAGACCUCCCCUUUAGUUCGUCGUGACUCGACUCUUGUCGACCCACCAAAGAAGCAGCCCUGAGCCAGGCUUGUGUAAAAUGCUCCAGGACACCGGUUCAAGGCCACCUUGCACUGACUCCAGCAGUAUGACUCGCGACCUGUCUCCCAACCCUUCCUCUUCAAGCUCUGCCUCCCCGGCUGCCAGUGGUGCUUCUCCUCUCGUCAGGGUGAAGAAAGAAAGCAGCAGCAGCAUUAGCAAUGGGGCUUGUAGUGGCACGUUCCAAACCGAAGUUUCUUCUGCAUUGCACAGUGCAGCCAUGGUGCCACAGUCCGACUCCUUUCCCGGCUCACAGCAAGACGGCGACGUUACUGUCCAGUUGGAGAACAACGACUUGUGGCAAUCGUUCGCGCGCUGUAUCAACGAGAUGAUCGUCACACGAUCUGGCAGGCGGAUGUUCCCGAUCUACUCUGUGUCGGUGAAGGGUCUCAAUCCGUCCGCUAUGUACUCCGUCUAUCUCGACUUCGAAGUGGUCGGCCAGCAGCGCUGGAAAUUCGUCAAUCGCAAGUGGGUGUCGGGCGGACGGGCCGACCCACCGAUCCAGAGUCGCUACAAGCAUCCCGACUCUCCGCACUAUGGAUCGCACUGGAUGGCUAAGCCUAUUCAGUUUGGCAAGGUCAAGCUUACCAACAAGAACAACUCGGAGCAGCAGGUAGUGCUGAACUCGCUGCAUAACUACGAGCCGUGUCUCCAUAUCGUUCCAGAGCCGGGACACAGUCAGGGAUGCAGAGCGGCGAAGGCUUCCUUCCCGCAGACCCAGUUCAUUGCCGUCACGGCCUAUCAGAACGAAGCGAUUACGGAGCUGAAGAUCUCUCACAACCCAUUUGCAAAGUCCUUCAAAGAUAAUGCUGGGCGCUGCAAGGACGAAGCAGUGCAGAGAAGUGAUGAGUCCACAGGUCAAAUGAUGUCAAAUCAAUGGGCACAGCCAGUACUAGAUGCAGCUGACAUGAACUGUGACCAAUUUGCAGCGCAAUCAUCUACAAUAGCAUGCCCAAUGAAAACCGAGCCGAAUACAGGUGGUCCUGCAACAACAGCUCAUCCUCUGUCGCCGCUGUCGUACUACUCCACACCGCCGUUUAGCCCGGAGAGUGGUAGCACCGGCAGCAAUGAAAUGGUUUCAAGCAUAUCCGCUGGACUUGGGGAUGGCUAUACAGUGCGAACUGCUCGUGCCAUGUCCUUGCCAGCAACGCAUCGUCCUCAUCUCUCACCAAGGAGACCAUCAACUGAAGAGCUUGCACCCCUACACCAGCAGCUGGGUGCAUCACUCAACAUGCCUGGGCAACGCCAGGAAUAUGCACAGCCGGCACUAGCCUCGCGUGGAUUUCUGGCACCCCCGACUUAUCACCUAGGCCGAGUGUAUGGCUCGCCCAUUCAAUCGCCUUCCCUGGUGCACAGCUCGAUUGAUUCACCCAGGGGCCGCCAUCGCUCCAAGUCGUCACCGUCCGUCACACCCAUGCAGCGUACACAUCCAUAUCGAACCAAUAACCUUGUGAUGGAUCCGGCUUCUCUCUCAUCCUCACCUCUCUCCUUAUCACCACUGAUAGGCUCACCCGAGUCAGCCUCUCCACUGGUGUCAAGCCAGCAUCAGUUUAGGUUUCAGCCAUCACCAUCAGAAGCGCUCAACAACUCCAUGGAUUCGGACUCCGGCUCAGCACAUGCCUCUCUUUCAAACCUCUCUGCCAUGAUGGAUGAUUCCAGCAUGAGUCCCUCUGAACCAGCAUCAUUCCUUAAACACCAACAGCCACAGCAGCAGCAAGCUUCACUUCUGCCUCAAGCAAACCCUGCCGCAUUCUUGCACAACUCGGCGCUAUUGACUGGCCCGGGGGAUUUUCUCACAACAACUGCAGCCAGUGUUUCUGCAAUGCCUCCCCAGGUUAGCUUUGCAAAUGCUCAGCUCCCAACUGGCGUCACGCCAUUGCCUGAUUGGUGGCAGACUGUAGCACCGGCCGUGACUGACGGAACACUUCCCAACCUUCAGUGCCUUGAUUUCGGUAAUGCUUGAGCGUGUGCCUGAAGGACAACUUGAUUUAACCUGGAUGUGCUGUGCAGAAUUUUGCACUGACUGCUGCAUGACUUGACCUAUUGACAUUGCUCUGUUUACUUGAAAUAUGCGUGUACUAGUAUGCUUGUGGUUGAGACGAUCACUGUGCUUGUUUAGUGCUGUGACUAUUCUUUGAACAGGCACACCGUCUCUUUGAGAAGAGUGAGGUCUUUGUGCCUCAUUUUGAUCAUACCUUGGUCACGUACUGGACAUGUCGUUUCGAAAAUAGUGGAAAUAUAUGCCACUAGUAUUUUUUGCUUGUUGUGCCACAUUGAAUUUUCAACAUUUUGACAUCAGUUAGCAGUCAUCCAGCUUUAUACAACAGUAUUGUUUGCCACCAUUUUGAUUUCUCAUGACAUAACUUAUACGCAGUUUAUAGCGACAUGCUAAAUGAAGUGUUAGACAUGAAGCACUUCACAGUUGCAGGCUGCUGUUGCGUUUGAUUGCUGUCAUCAGCCAGGAGAUUAUCUAUUGCUUUCGAAUGUUUCUUGAAUGGUUAGAAGCCCUUUAAAACUA
Messenger RNA from Sycon ciliatum, 2620 nucleotides. Its product is annotated as T-box transcription factor T-like. Lineage: Eukaryota; Metazoa; Porifera; Calcarea; Leucosolenida; Sycettidae. The transcript has 7 exons. Gene Ontology annotation, cellular component: nucleus. Gene Ontology annotation, biological process: mesoderm formation; cell fate specification; positive regulation of DNA-templated transcription. The record is from RefSeq and is a predicted model, not a curated record. Gene Ontology annotation, molecular function: DNA-binding transcription factor activity, RNA polymerase II-specific; RNA polymerase II cis-regulatory region sequence-specific DNA binding. Bases 104 to 2065 code for a protein of 653 amino acids.